Penicillium odoratum is the source of this 873-nucleotide messenger RNA. RefSeq lists its product as uncharacterized. Bases 1 to 873 code for a protein of 290 amino acids. The record is from RefSeq and is a predicted model, not a curated record. The transcript has 3 exons. NCBI's taxonomy places the organism in Eukaryota, Fungi, Ascomycota, Eurotiomycetes, Eurotiales, Aspergillaceae. Gene Ontology annotation, molecular function: oxidoreductase activity, acting on the CH-OH group of donors, NAD or NADP as acceptor.
AUGGCUGCAAAUUUCCGAAAUUUCGUCGUUCAGGCUUUCCGGCAGCCAGUGCUCUGGAAGAUACUCCCGUUGGGUCUCUUGUGGAUGACUUACAAAAUCAACCGAUAUUUCAACCGUCGAGCUCUGAAUAAUAGUGCUCAAGCUAGUUUCAACUGGAAGAAGGAGAUUGUGCUAGUCACAGGAGGAUCAGAUGGAAUCGGUGCGGCAACAGUAAAAAGGCUGGCCGAGCGGGGAACUGCCGUUAUUGUGCUCGACAUCAGGCCUUUGACUUACGAUGCUCGUGGGGAUGUUGGGGAUCCAACUUGCGUGGUUGCUAAUGCAGGAAUUUGCCGCGGCAAACCCUUGCUUCACGCUACUCAGCGCGAUAUUGAGCUAACAUUUGCGGUCAACAACUUGGCAGUCAUCUGGACAGCGCAGAUAUUUCUUCCUUUAAUGGUGAAACAUAACCACGGCCACUUCCUGAUCAUGUCUUCACAGACAGCUCAUCUAGCCACCUCUGGGAUCGUUGACUAUGCCGCCACUAAAGCGGCCGCAUUGGCAAUUUACGAGGGUCUUCAAACCGAAUUGCGUCAUGUCUAUAAAGCACCUGCAGUGCGAAUGUCCUGUUUAGCGCCGUCGGGUGUGCAGACAAAGAUGUUUCGUGGUAUAAAAACACCUUCUUCUGUCACGCUUAUGCGUCCCGAUGAUGUUGGCGCAGUGGUUACUGAGAUCCUUUGGAGUGGACAAGCGCAGAAUCGGAUGACACCUGGGUUGGCUUAUAUCUCGCCACCAACACGAGCACUUCCUGAUUGGUUUCGGGUGCUGUUGCAAGAUGUUGGGAAGGAUGUCAUGACGGAAUUAUCGCCGCACCACCCGAUGGAGGGGAUUGAGUAA